AUGCCCGCCACAGACUCGCCCGCAGUCAUUGUAGCCCGCUUUCUGAAAGCAAACCAUUACAACGAGACUCUCGAAGCAUUCCUCAUCGAGGCAGGACUCUCCGAGGACGUAGCGAUCACUAAUCCUGGUGACUGGACGAUUGAAAAGAUCAUCGAGGAGAAGAAACAAUUCGAUGCCAGUCUCGCCUUCGAAAAGGUCGGUGGCGAUGCUGAUGUCGGGUGGAUAACGCCAGCUCCCUCGAAAGCGGUUGAGCCGGAGGGUGUCCCUACCACGUCAAAUGUCCUCUGCGUCAGCGGAUUGAGCAGCAAAGAGAAUAACGACGCGGUAAUCUUCGUCACCGCCGCCGACCGCUCAUGGUGUAAUGUCUCGGCUACGCCGCCAUUCACUCGGACAGGCUCGAUCGAAAAUGCUCACGGAAGUCCGGUUCUAUCCCUCAGCUCUCUGGACGGAGGCUAUGUCUUCUCGACAUCCAUGUCGGGACAGCUGAUGCUGCAUGAUUCCCGGGGUCGACUGAUUGAUAAAGUGCGUGACCAUCUCAAAUACGCCGUGCAGGUGGUCUCGGGAUAUACUCGUCAGGGACGAUGGAUCGUGGCGACGGCCGGGUGGGAUCAGAAAGUCCAUAUCUACGCUCCCGAGCAUGAGCUCGCAGGAAACUUCCAGCCCAGCACGGAGUCGGAGAUAGCUAGCGACGAGCCCUUCAUUCAGGGUCUACUUCGCGACCCGAUCCACACCAUUACACUGCCCACGAACCCAGAGUCCAUGGUUCUCGUCCAAAACCCAGAUACUCAUGAUCUCUACCUUGUCCUGUCCCGACGCGACUCUACCUUCCUUUACUACUACUGCAUCACACCCACAUCCGACGAGUCAUCUUCAUCUCGGAGCAGCGAAGUUACAUACUCGGUUCAAGAGACGGGACGGCAGAAUCUCGCACCUCACUCCAAUGCUUGGGUCGCAUUUACCCCUUCCUGUCUUGCUGUGUGUCCGACGGACCCUUCCCUCUUGGCCGUUGCAACGUCUCACCUUCCACACAUGAAGCUCCUUAUCGUCCGACUCCUCUUCCCCACGGCGACCUACAACUCGACCAACUCCAUCGCCCUAGACAACGGGUCAGAACCGCAAACCCAAGUCUCGCAAGCCCGCGCCGCCCUAGCACUGCAAGACCGCGAAGAUGCCGCCAUAAAACUGCACGUGACGACCAUGGCCCCUCAAACUCCUUACUCUACGCCGCAGGUCGUUUGGCGACCAGGUGGGAAGGGGGUGUUUGUGAAUGCAGAUGACGGGGUCAUCCGUGGUUUGGACACGCAUAGUGGCAAGGUCGUGGCCACCCUCAAGGGACAUGAGGUCGGAAGUAAAGUGCGGACUUUGUGGGCUGGCUGGGAAACCGCUGAGUCUGGCAGUCACGGGCAUGGAAAGGAGAGAAAGGAGAUUCUUGUCAGUGGUGGAUUUGAUAAGAAGGUGCUUUUCUGGCGGGUUCACGCGGGAGAGAUGGGCGUUUCUGACUGA
Molecule: messenger RNA, 1503 nt
Organism: Fonsecaea pedrosoi CBS 271.37
Lineage: Eukaryota; Fungi; Ascomycota; Eurotiomycetes; Chaetothyriales; Herpotrichiellaceae
Exons: 2
Coding region: 1-1503 (500 amino acids)
Molecular function (GO): protein binding
Source: RefSeq, a predicted model, not a curated record